GGAUAUCCCCUUUCAUUGUGUAAUGACAAUUGCCAAGCGGGUUAUAGUAAAAGAAAGAAAGAAGGGAAGCCAUUUUGCUGUUAUGAUUGUUUUCCAUGUCCAGAAGGAAAGAUAUCAAAUCACAAGGAUGCAGACACAUGUUACUCAUGUCUGAUAAAUCAGUAUCCAAAUCCUCAACGACAUUCAUGUAUUCCAAAAACUUUCACUUUUUUAUCUCUUAAAGAAAGUUUAGGGAUGUCUUUGGCUGUUCUGGCUCUUUUCUUUUCUUUCCUAACUACCCUGGUGCUUUGGCUUUUUAUUAAGCACCGGGACCUCGCAAUAGUCAAGGCUAACAAUCGGAGCCUCACCUAUCUUCUCCUGGUUGCUCUCCUGCUCUCCUUCAUCUGUGCUUUAUUGUUCAUUGGGCCACCAGAAAAGAUUACAUGUUUCCUUCGCCAAACUGCGUUUGGCAUCAUCUUUUCACUAGCGGUUUCUUGUAUUUUGGCCAAAACCAUAAUUGUGGUCCUGGCCUUCAUGGCCACCAAACCUGGAUCUAAGAUAAGGAAAUGGUUGGGGAAAAGGCUGGCUUAUUCCAUCGUCCUUUUCUGCUUGCUUAUUCAAAUUAUAAUUUGUGCUACAUGGUUGACAACAGCUCCUCCAUACCCAGAUGCUGAUGUUUAUUCACUGAAUACAGAGAUUAUACUGGAAUGUAAUGAAGGCUCCUCUACCAUGUUCUACUGUGUUCUGGGUUUCAUGGGAUUUCUGGCCAUUGUCAGUUUUACGGUGGCUUUUUUAGCCAGAAAACUCCCGGACAGCUUUAAUGAAGCUAAAUUUAUUACCUUUAGCAUGCUGAUCUUUUGUAGUGUUUGGCUCUCCUUCAUUCCAUCCUACUUAAGCACCAAAGGAAAAUACAUGGUAGCUGGGGAGAUUUUUUCCAUCUUGACCUCCAGUUUUGGGUUACUGGGAUGCAUCUUUUUCCCAAAAUGUUUUAUCAUUUUUAUGAAACCUGAUUUAAAAUUUAGAACAACUUUAACAAGAAGGAAUCAAUAA
Messenger RNA from Notechis scutatus (mainland tiger snake), 1029 nucleotides. Lineage: Eukaryota; Metazoa; Chordata; Lepidosauria; Squamata; Elapidae. The record is from RefSeq and is a predicted model, not a curated record.